AUGCCCUCCUCGGAGGGAUGGCUGCUGGGCUGCGGCUGGCGCCUGCUGCUUCUGCUGAGGCGGCCGUGGACCGCGGCCGGGCUGGGCGGCCGGCUGCCGCCCACACCGCCGAAUAGUGCAGACCAGCGGGACACCAUGGACGCAAAGUCCAUUUCAAAAAUUGACUCUGUUGUUAGGGGCCCCCUUUCUAAGUGUGGUUCUCAAGCGGUCAAACUCGCCCUGGCUCAAGGUGGACAAGUCCACCAUGUUGGGGUUGUCGGUGGCUUCGCUCAGGCUGCCCUUGCGGGAGCCGGGCUGGAAGGCGCUGCCCUGGGGCAGCGGCACGGCGGCGGCCGCUGGGCCGUCGGCAAGAGGCAUUGGGGCGCCCGCGCCCGCGCCCGCGGGCGCGGGCGCGGGCACCUGCUUCUUUUCUCUGUACUCAUCGGCAAAGAGAAGCGUUGUCUUCCCGGAGCCGAUGUUCGAAUGGUUACUGCCCAUCAUGCCGGAGCGCGCGUGUUUGUUUCUGUUGUAGGCUGUGAACUGGUCCAAAAUACCCACCAUUGUUGUGUUGGUUCUUCGUUUGGUGCUUUGUGCGUGUGCUGGCGACCUUCUUUUUGUAUAUCUCUCGGCUUUUUAUAA
Molecule: messenger RNA, 618 nt
Organism: Eremothecium cymbalariae DBVPG#7215
Lineage: Eukaryota; Fungi; Ascomycota; Saccharomycetes; Saccharomycetales; Saccharomycetaceae
Exons: 1
Coding region: 1-618 (205 amino acids)
Source: RefSeq, a predicted model, not a curated record